Ruditapes philippinarum (Manila clam) is the source of this 763-nucleotide messenger RNA. RefSeq lists its product as uncharacterized. NCBI's taxonomy places the organism in Eukaryota, Metazoa, Mollusca, Bivalvia, Venerida, Veneridae. The coding region runs from base 158 to 763 and encodes 201 amino acids. The transcript is spliced from 6 exons. The record is from RefSeq and is a predicted model, not a curated record.
CCCUUCUAUAGAUAACAACCACUCUACAUGAUGCCGGUGUUGGUCAGAGUAUAUCAUCGUAUAUAGAUAAAGUUAGAAACCUCCCCCGGUACAGAGUCCAAACUCACUCAUGUAACGUGGCCCGCGCCAUCUUAUUCUUAUGUAAAAUUGCAGAAAUAUGAGGUUACCUCUAAGUAUAACGUGGUUAUGUCUGGGUGUUGUAGUGACUGUACUUGGACAGACUCCGCCCCAUUACAACUACCCUUCCACCUGUGCACCAGCAAACUCGACCAUUCUCGAUCCAUCUUUACCGGCUAACACGCCUCAACCACCGUUACCUAAUAUCCCGGACACGUUUCAAUUACGGGUAGAAGCAAACAUCAUCAAUAAACAACAAACCUGGUCUACUGAGGAAUACUAUGAUGACAUCAAUAACCGUGCGGCACUCCGGUUGCUAAGGAAUAACUCAAUGGAUUAUAUGAUUUUCGAUUACUCCACAAAUCAGAUCAUAUACGAUGUCAACAAUAAUUGUUCUGUGACGACCUUGAAUAGAGACCCUUACGGAAAUGAGUUUAUUUUUGGCAUGAAGGGAGUAGGAGGGGGUUCGAGCGGGAUACCUCAUAUAUAUACGACUAGUUCAGCUCUUCAUUUCGCUAAAUCGAAUGGUUUGAUGUAUAAAGGAACCAAGGUUAUACGAGGGAUACAAUGUGACUGGUGGCAAUCUUGUAUGUUCUGGCCAAACUUAUUUGCCAACUUUACACUCGACUAUUACUUCUCUGGUUAA